AAUAACCGGCCAUUAAGUAUAAUCAAUGCUGUGAUUGGCUGGAUCUAUUUUGUUGCAUGGUCUGUUUCAUUUUACCCUCAGGUAGGAAGUUGGAAUUUGCUUGAUACUUAGAUAUGGCUAAAGAAAAUCAAAGCAGUUUUUUUUUUGUUAGUGAAGCCAGCUUUUUAUUCAACUGCUUGUUCAAAAUUCCCUGUGUCUUUGUCUUCCAGAGCAAUUUGAGCCAGUAGUAAGCGCUCUUUCAGCCUGUGAAAUUAGCUGGCAGCAAGCUCUUUCUUACAUCCCUACAUGGGAGUUUUAUUGGCAUAUUGUUUCCAUGCCAUUAUCAUAACACCAUUUAGUUUCUGAGGAAUUGAUUGUCAUGUUACUUUUUUUUCUAGGUUUAUCUUAACUGGAGAAGACAGAGGUAAUAAUUUUAUUUUUACAUGUAGAUAAUCAUUUUUGUAACAAAACAGAGAGCCAGUACAAAUGUAUAUGACUUCUCAUAAAAAUCCCAAUUAGUCAACUAUUUGUUGAGAUUAUUAUGGAAAAGGGUUUUCAUGCAUGGUAGAUCUUUGCCAAAUGUGGAUAAUGUAAAUUGGAGAAAUAACUUGAACUUCAAUCGUUAGCAGCUCUCACAUUUUGCUUGCUAAGUGCUAUUCCUUACUUUUCUUAAUUAAAUGAUCUAAUCAGUAUAACAAGAUGAUUCAUAUUCUAUGUCAGGCCAGUGCAGAGCUUAAAGAUUUUCUUGCUCAGCAAGAAAAUCUAUUUGGGUGAUGACCAGAUGACUUUUUAAGCAAUAGUAAAGAGUGGCAGAGUAGAAUUAUUUGAACUUGGGAGAACAAAUCGUCAAAAAUAUGUCUAGCAAAAAAUAAUUAUCAUCCCCAAGUCUAAUGAAAAUAACUUGUGUAUGUUUUCUUUUUCAGUGUAAUUGGCCUCAACUUUGAUUUUCUUGCUUACAACAUCACAGGAUUUAUAGCUUAUGGUUUAUUUAAUAUUGGAAUGUUCUGGAUACCUUCAAUACAGGUAUACUAUUUCAUUUAAAAUUAUUUUUUAAGAUAAUUCCUGUUAAUUAUAGGAAUUUCCACAUAUACCAGACACCGUCAUAUGAAACGAAAAACAAAAAAAAAACAAAAACAAAAAAACGAACAAAAAAACCUACAACAAUUCUAAAACUGUAAGGACUGCUGAGUUGAUUGUUAUAGUCAUGCACCUUUAAUUUUAAGGUUCCUUUUCAUACAGCUGCUUUGAAAAUUAAUACAUAUACAUAUUAAUACAUAUUUUGCAUUAAAAUUAUGUUCAUGUAAUAAAUGUUCGAUUGUUUUCUCCAAGGUACUGAUGACAUUACUGCUUUUCUUUGUAGCAUGAAUAUUUUGCCAAACACCCAGAUGCAGUUGUAAACCCAGUCCAAGACAAUGAUGUAUUUUUUACUAUCCAUGCUAUCCUCCUUACAUUUAUUACUAUUCUUCAGUGUUUAUUUUAUGAGGUAAAUUUCAGUUCAUUAUUGAUCAUUGAAGUUGAACUGUUUUGCUUGUAAUUAAGAAAAGAUUAGGCCAUUACAUUAUGUACAAGCUAUCAAUAAGGAAGAUGGCGUAAAAUAACGAAAACAACAAAAAAUUAGAAAAUGUGUUAUCUCUGCUCCUCCUCUAAAGUAUCAAGGAAAGCUUUUACUUAAAAUGUCUCUAUUCCUUUUUGUUUCAUCGUCAAUGUCAUUAUUACUGUCAUUAUUAUCAUGGUCAUUGUUACUUUACUGAGCACAAACUUGAUGGUGAAUAUUUUUUUCCAUUUCUUAUAGCGUGGAGAUCAAAAAGUAUCACUUGUUUCUAAAGUAAUAUUGUCUUGCACAUGGAUGUUUGCAGCAGUGGCGUUAAUUGUGACAUUAUGUCACACAAUCACAUGGUUGACAUAUCUGUAUUACUUCUCAUACAUCAAAAUUGGUGUCACACUCAUCAAGUACAUACCACAGGUUGGUUCAACCACAUGCAGUUUGUGUCAAUGUUAAUAUCAUAAAUUGUCAUACCCAAAAGUAAAGGAAAGUAAAAUUGAAGCAAGGAUGAAAUUUUGGCCACAGUAUAAAUAAUAGAUCACCUUUAUUUCUCAGGUUCCUUAUAAAAUUUUGUAACAUUUGUUGCCAUGAAAUCUACCUUGUGUCCCUGUUUCAAGCUCGACAUGUGUCUUGAUGCAAGUUAGAGGCCUUUUGAUCACAGAUCUUUAUGUACAGCAUGAUGAAUAGCCCUCAUACAAAUAAAAUGAACUGGUAAAUACCUGUUAUCACUGAAUUGUCAAGAGUUUAUCUUAUCCACAUGUACUGUUUUUAUUUCUGAAAAGGCAUACAUGAACUACCGGCGUAAAAGUACAGUUGGAUGGAGUAUUGGUAACAUUCUUCUUGAUUUCACUGGAGGAUCUUUGAGUAUUUUACAAAUGUUUCUUUUGGCGUAUAAUAAUGGUGAGUAGUAACCAAGAUUCCAUGUAAUUUAAAGUCGUGAAGUCCCUAAGCAAAGAUUGUGAUACCUGCACCCUCCCCCAGAGUUCGACUGCAGAAGCUCAGGGUAGUUGUCAUCAGGAGUGCUGAUUACUCACAGAAAAUAUUUUUUUAAGUGCAUUUUAGAUCAAAUAUUGUUAUUGUAUUAUUUUGUUUCUUAACACUUUUCUUUGAUGAUUGAGAGACAUUUAAAGGUAUGUUAUUACCAUCCCCAUUUUGGCCUAGGUGUGUUCCAUGGUCUGUGACAUUACAUGCACUGAAUUGCUUUGAACCACAACCACUGAAUUAGCAACCCCCAGAUGUGAUUUUUUAUUGUACUGUAUCAGAGGCAGUCUAUGAUUCUCAAUUUACUCUGCAACCUACUUAAGCUUGAGGUAUCUGCACAGGCAAAUUUUCAACAUUUUAUUUUGCCCUCAAAAUCUUUCUACAGUAAGUUCAGAUGAUGUAAUAUGCAUAUCUAGUUUUCUUUGUCGAAUAUUCCUUCGCAUUUUAGGGGAAAUCUACUCAAAAAUUGACCUAUUUACCAGAAGUUAGAGAAAAAUUUCUGCAUUUCUGUUACUAAGAAAAAAGACUGUAGGAGACAGUGGGAGCGCAAUUUGACGCCUCUUUUCAGCAUCAAGUUCUGUUGAUGUGCUCAGCAAAUUACAAUUUAUUCACUGCUUGGAUUCAUUGACAAACUACAGCCACUGUAUGUCUAACUUGAUUUUUCUUGCUUCUGUUUAAGCUGUGAUGACUAAUAUUACUUGCUUCUUGUCAAAAUUUAUUAUGUUCUUGAAAUAUACUCCAUUUUCCAGGACAUUAUUGUAAAAAAUAUAUAUUUCAUCGGCGUGUCUUCUCACUUGAUAUAUUCUGACAGUUUUGCAGGGAGAGUAAACUGCUUUCUUGGCCCUAAUCCUCUGGUCUGUUUUUCUGCUGAUCAAUCUCUUUACAGAAGCAAUUAUUCUUUCGAUUUUCAAUAAAACUCUUCUUCAUUGCCUCAUUGCAUUAAAGCAGAUUAAAGCUGACACUGAGUAAUGCAUCUUCCAGAAGUGCGUCACACCUAGCAACUGAUCACGUAUCAAAAUCCAAGGGGGCUAUAGAGAGGUUAUUUGGCAUUUGUUUAGGCUUGAUGGUUCAAAAUUGCAGGCAAGAAGGUCUCUAAUAGUAGUAUCACAGAAAAACAGUUGAUUUUGAGAAGAAAAUAAGUUUCUUUACUAUGGAAAAGUGUUAAUUACCGCGUGACCGAUUUACCUUGACUUAUGGAAACCACUUUUAUGGAGGAAUGGAUCAUUAUUUCUUCAUGAAAUUUGGCAAAUACACAAACAGCAUGUUCAUGAAGAGAAUUGUGUUCAACCAAAGGUUACAAUUGCCGUACAGCUGAGUUAUUGACGUCAAAAUUUUAUUAAUUCUGUCUUUUUUCCUUAUUUGUGUUACAUUUCUUUUGUUAACAAUAACUCUAAGGAUUCUGAAAUUUUGAUUUUCUUUUUCCACGCCACUCUGGGGGGUAAUUAAAUUAAAACCUUUUGGGUGAAAUAGCAUACUUUAUUUUGAUAUAUUUUAGUUCCUCAAGGACUGAGAAAUACUGUCAAUGUAGUGAUAUAUAGACAUCAUCAAUAAUAUAACUAUUAAAGUGAUACAAAUAUGUGCACAAUUUGCUGGGGCAGAUACCUUAAGUUUUUCCUGUGGUGGUUUUAGUCUGUAGGCAUUUCCUAUUAUUGUAUUUUUCUAGUAGCUUUUGAAUUUAUAGAAGUUGCAUAAAUAUAGAGGACAAAUAUUUACACUUUUAUAUUUAAGUAAGAUAAGAAAAAAUGCAGAUGAAGUUGUUUGUUUUGUUGUUGUUCUCCUUUUAAUUUAAAUAAAUAUUCUGAAAAGCUUUGUUUCCCAUGCUGCUUUUCCUUCUUUGGAGGGUAGGGUGUGGCUACAAGAAGGCUACAAAAUGGAAUAUAAAUACCCUAUCCCAUGACAAUACCUAUUCCGCUUAUUGGAGUACCCUUUAAGAUCUCUCUGCACCUUUGUUCUUGGAUAUCAGUUAUUCUUGAAGACCCACUGCAGGGAGUCUUCAUGCAGCCAUCAACUCUUCAUUUAAGGUCUUUACCUUUUUUAUUUGCAGAUGACUGGAGUUCUAUCUUUGGAGACUUUACAAAGUUUGGUUUGGGUGCAAUUUCAAUCCUAUUUGAUUUUCUCUUUAUGGUUCAGCACUACUGCUUAUACCCAUUAAAAGGAAAUGAUCGUUAUGAAGUUAUUGCUGGAAGUGAUCAGGUGUCAAGGGAGGCAAAUGAAAAAUCAUUGAAGUCCUUAUAUAGCAGUCUUGCAUAA
Molecule: messenger RNA, 4753 nt
Organism: Porites evermanni
Lineage: Eukaryota; Metazoa; Cnidaria; Anthozoa; Scleractinia; Poritidae
Source: the annotation of a GenBank genome assembly